AGACAGCAGUGCAUUACGGCGCGUGGACCAGUCUCGACGCGUCUCCUCGCUUAUAACUGCAUCACCGCAGAAGCCUUAAAAAUGCAGUUUAAUCGACAGCGUGUCCGCAUGAAAGGUUUUCGCUGGUGAUUUUAAUUUCCCUCUACUCUUGACUGAUGACUUCUCGAAAGGGGGACACUUUGGACUUUUAUUUAUUGCUCAGCUUCAAAAAUAAUAAUAAGACUGUCUACGGAUAUAUGACUCGAAUGUUUCAUCAGUUAAUGAAUGAGAUGUUUCGUUGUUGAGCUGAACACUGACCGACUGCUACAGCAGCUGAGCUCACCUCGGAAGGAAAGCCUCAUGCCUCCACAAAGCCAUUCGUGAGUCAAGGCUUCCUCCACAGCAGCACAGCAGCAUGGAGAAAGGGCUCCGAGCACGACUCGAAACAGGAGCGGGAGAUGACCACGACCCUCUUACUCAAGGGAGGACCCCAUUAGUGAGGAGUGCUGACUUGGGACAUGAAUGUUGCAGAUGUAAUGGUUUGAUCAAUACCCACAACUUAAUGGUGGAGUCUAAGGAAGGACUGGUGUCGGUCUAUUCUGCCCCACAGUACCAGGGCCAUGUGGGGUCCAGGGACAUAAAUGGGACACAGGACGGUCGAGGACCCCCAUUGUUGCUCAACCCCAGUGCCCUGCCCCAGGCUAUAGAGCCUUACUACAGACCCAACCUCCUUCUGUACCCCGAGAGCGUGUUGAGAGCAUGGGGAGAGGGGGGGGACUGCUGCGAGACCACCUUCAUUGAGGAGAUGAGCGCUGCCUCGUCUGGCUCAGCCGUCGCUAGAGACAGACUUCUGUUCACUGACAGCAAGCUUCUGGAUCUCUCUGUGGAAGACGCCAGGAUCCAGACGCUCUCCUGUGAUGCAGAUGAAGAUGAUGAAGAAUUUCAGGAACUCGAGAGUGAGUACUCCAGUGACUCAGAGAGCGAAGACAAUUUCCUCCUGAUGCCUCCGAGGGACCACCUGGGCCUCAGUGUGUUCUCCAUGCUCUGCUGUUUCUGGCCCCUGGGCAUCGCAGCUCUCUACCUGUCUCACCAGACUAACAAAGCGCUGACUAAAGGAGACUUUCACCACGCCAGCUCCAGCUCCAGACGUGCGCUCUUCCUCGCCGUACUGUCCAUCACCAUCGGGACAGGCAUCUACGUGGGUGUGGCUGUGGCUCUUAUAGCAUACCUCUCCAAAAACAAUCACUUGUAGCCUUCCCAUGUCCAAAACCACUCUCACGGUCGGAAGAAAACUUGAUUAUUUUGGGAUCUGCUUUUUGGGACAACACCCAAUGGUCACGAUACAGGACUCACCAGCAAUGUGCUCCACUCCUGCACUUUUAAAAGUCGUGUUUCCAUUUCGUUGGGAAGAUCAGCGUUUGUGUAAAUGGUCUUGAUCACUUAUCUGCAUUUUCAUGUGAAUGUGCCGCCCAUCACUAUUGUUUUUUUUUGUUUUUUUUGCGCUCAGUGUUUGUGCAAGUUCAAAUCUAUUUCUACACACAAAAGAUUUUGGCCAAGUUAAAGUCGAUAUGAAAACCUGAUUUAUUUUUUUAAUGCAUGUUCUUAAAAAUAGUUCUUCCAUACUGUGCACGUUUUUUCCAAAAAAAAAAAAAAAAUCUCCAAAAUGGAUUUAUUUGCUCUGUCACUGUACAGCUUUCCUUUUUGUCAUCAGAUGGAUGGCCAAUCCGUGCAAUUUCCAAUGGAUGAAAUCAGGGGCCGGUUGCACCAGCUGUGCGCAAGUUACAAGUUUUGAUGUAAAAGUGCAUUUUACUAUUAAAUAUUUUUGGAUUGCACCAACUCUACACAUAAACUAAGUAUUGACUAAACAAGCCUCCAAACAGAUGUAACAGUUGGAAUGAAAGAGCAGAAUGAUCAAAUGGCAUCAAUAAGGUCAUGUUUUACCUGACAAACUUUAUAGACAUACAUAAUGUAGAAGUGAGCAAUAUUUUUUUUUCUUGAUUAUUUUAAUGAUACUUUAACAAUAUUUGGCUGAGUGUGUUUUUGUGCUUGCAACUUGGCUGGUUUAGGCCUAUCAUGGAUAAAUAUGACACUAAAACCUCCAGAAAGUCCCUGUCUUAAUGAGUGAUUCAUUGAAUCAUUAAUUCAAAUGAUGUGUUCAAAACAAUGAUUCAUUUAGAAACUAAGCAUGUGACUGGCUGCAUCCGAAAUCGCACCCUUACUGUACCUACGAUAUAGUAGGUCAAAAACAAAAUAGUGUGUGACAGUUGAUGUUUCAUUAACAAGGUUCGGGGGCUCUCUGGGUUUGGGCUAUAUUCCGGGCUCAGAGUCAAAGUAAAGUAAAAGUAAAAGUUCCUACUUAAGAGAGGAUGUGAUUUCAGAUGCAGACCCGGUCUUUAUGAACAUAUUAUUGACUCAAAUGAUUCAUUCAAAAACAGAUCCAAUCACUCAGGAAACAAAUCUUCCGGCUUUGUUUGUAACUAUUUUUGUUGGUGAAAAACCCCCAGAUAAUAUUGUGUCUAAAAUGUAACUCAUGUAACCCAAUUAAUUGUUACCCCAAAAUUAACUUCUUGUUUGUUGAACUGUUGUAUAAAAUCAGUAUCACAUUUGCGAUUAUGCUCACUUGACCAUGCUAAUACCUGUAUUUGGGAACAUCAUACAUCAUAUCAUGUUUUGGGUUGUUUUUGCGAAGUGAGUGACAUCAAUAAUGGCAACUUGCUCAUCGUUGAAACAACAAUUACAAAAUUAUCAUAGAUGAUAAAUAUCGCAUACCCCUAAUAUGGCUGUUAACAUUUUGAGAGAAUAUUACGUGAAAAUUAUUGUUUACAAACCUGAUCUCAGUGUUAGAGCAUUGCAUUAGCAGCACAAAAGGUUGUGGCUUCAAUUCCCGGGGAACAUACAUAUUGACAAAAAAUAAAAUAAUGAAUUAUAGCCUGAGUGCACUGUAAGUCGUUUUAGAUAAAAGCUUCUGCUAAAUGCAUAAAUGUAAAUGUAAACAGUUUGUGUUCAUCGCUCCGCGUUUUGCAUGGCAAGUAAUAUCAAUCAUAUUAAUUAUUUAUUUUUUAUAUAAUUUUUUAUUGUCAAUUGAAAUUGCAAUGUUAUUUCAUCACGUAGUAUCAUAUUUUCAUAGAAAAACAAAUUUUUGUCAUUUUAUGUGAGGCGCAAUAAGAUAGAAACAACCAUAAUUAGAAAAAAAUCAUAGCAUUUUAACAACUUGGGUCCUAUUAGAUAAUUGAAGAUAAACGCCACAUUACGUGACUAUGUAUUAAAUGGUGCAACAAAAAUCAAGCACGGAUUUAUUUACAAACUAAGCUAGUAUAAGUUACAAAGGAUUUAGUGUGGUUCCAAUUUAAGUAAGAACUUCCGAACGGCUGGUGUAACCCUACCCAAGUCUACCCAUUUUUCUUUUUUUAAUUGUUGAAUUUUGCUUUACUCGGUAACAUGUCUAAUUUUAAAUUUACAGUAAAAGGGUUUAUGAACAGUAUUUCCUGUUGACUUUAAUAUUGGUUCGUCACAAACAGAGUAUUUGAUAUACAGAUCAAACCUCUCUAAAGAUGUGAACGGGAUCUGAAUCUGAACAAUCAGUGUUUUUUCUGGAAUGUUUUUUGGAGUACACGAAGCAUCAAUCUGAGGUGCCACAGUGCUUUCAAGCCCUUUUAAUAAGAGCUACUCAAUCUUACUGUCUGUGACACAAGAAGGGGCAUUUUCAACUCUCUUUUGAUAUUACAGACACAAAAUGAACAUAAAGCCAUAUAGAUGGGUUGCUCAAGCCAGCGCAUUGACUUUUUUCAAAAUGUAAGGGUGAAAUCAUUCUCAUGGGGCUGUAACAUUUAAUACGAACUACUCUGUAAUCAAGUCCUAAGGCUUUCAGUUUAUACAUGUCAAUGUAUGAAUCUCCCAUACUUUGGGAAACACCUCUUGCCAGCAAGCUCAUGCUAAUUAAAUGUGGUCUUUUCAUUCAAAAAUGGUGUUGGUGUGUUUAAUCUGGGCCAUUUGCUUUCAGAUUUGUUUUAUUUCUUUUACUUUGAAAAUAAUUAAAUUAUGGUUCAGUUAUAGACAGACAGCAAAAUAUGGCAUAUGUCCUUUCUGGGUUUGAUUUUUCCACAUGUAUACAGAGAAAUGUAUCUUUACUGUGGAUUCAACUACCAUGUUAACAGAACAUCAGUAAUAGCAGAUUUGCAACACAGCAUUUGCUCCAACAAUAACCUAAUGUUAAUUUAUAGUAAUGUAUUGAUUCAGAGUAGAUCCUUGGAUUCUAAAAAAACUUUGUAAAUUUUAUA
Carassius auratus (goldfish) is the source of this 4256-nucleotide messenger RNA. RefSeq names its product synapse differentiation-inducing gene protein 1-like. Gene Ontology annotation, cellular component: postsynaptic density membrane; intracellular membrane-bounded organelle; synaptic vesicle membrane. NCBI's taxonomy places the organism in Eukaryota, Metazoa, Chordata, Actinopteri, Cypriniformes, Cyprinidae. The transcript is spliced from 4 exons. The record is from RefSeq and is a predicted model, not a curated record. Gene Ontology annotation, biological process: positive regulation of synapse assembly; synaptic vesicle clustering. Bases 395 to 1231 code for a protein of 278 amino acids.